ACACACACACACACACACACACAGAGAACUCAUCUGUGACCCGCCCACUGAACACACACACACAACAGCGUCAGUGCAGUGUAAAGCUCGUCUCAUCACAGACGGACAGACAGAUUGUGUUCCUCUGUACGUGUUGUGUGUGUGUUGUUGUGUUGGUGAUGUAAUUGUUUAACUUCAUCGGGUCAGAAGAGGGCGAUCGGUCCGUUUAUCAUCAUCAUCUGAGAUCCGUCAGGAGAGAUCAGACACAGAGACGCUCGCAUGAACCGUGAGUUUCCCUCCUGUCUGAUUCAUGUCUUGUGUCUGUGGCUCAUUCAUUCUGCUGAUGGAUUUACGAGAGCGACUUUCACUGAUCGGUAUCGUGAUGUGGCCGCAGGUUCUGCUGGUGUGUCUGCUGACCGGGUUCUGCCGGACGGCUCCUCACGCCCACAUCAACCGUCUGGCACUCUUUCCCGAUAAAAGUGCCUGGUGCGAAGCCAAAAACAUCACGCAGAUCGUGGGACAUACGGGCUGUACGCCACAAUCCAUCCAGAACAGGGCUUGUCUGGGUCAAUGUUUCAGCUACAGCGUCCCAAAUACUUUCCCACAAUCCACCGAGUCUCUGGUCCACUGCGACUCCUGCAUGCCUGCGCAGACGCAGUGGGAGGUGGUGACUCUGGACUGUUCGGGCAGUGAUGAAGCUCCUCGUGUCGAUAAGUUAGUCGAACACAUUCUCCACUGCAGCUGUCAAUCAUGCAGUAAGGAGGGUGGACAGGACGGGACGCUGCUUCAGUUGUACCCGUCAGAGGGGGCGCCGGAGACCCCAUCGCUCUCAGACGCACAAACACACACAGACACGCAACCACAGCGCAGUCGCACACGUGCAGACUCUCCUCAUUUACACCUGCACACGUCAGAGACGGGCUGAUGCGUAUCAAACUACACUCACUUUUAAUAAAAAACAUCACACACUCGUCUCAUAUCUGCAGAUUAUUAUGAUGAAGAACUGAACAGAAGCUGGUAAAGUGAAUUAAAGGUCCACUAUGUAGAUUUUAGUGGCCUCUAGUGGUGAGAUUCUGAAUCACAGCUCACUCCUCCAUUUCCAAACACAUAGAGAAGCUACGGUAGCCCCUACAGGACAAACACGGCAUCGCCUGAGACAACGUAGCGAUGAAGCGCAAAGUUAUGUAGGUCAUAUUGCAUUUCUGUCAAGAGAUCCUUCUAAAAGUUACACAUUGCACCUUUAAAACAGCUCCUUACAUUUGAAUAAUAUCACUGUUUACAACAUCUGUAUGAGAAUAAACACACACUGCGCUGUUUUACACAAAUGUACUCUCACAAUCACACGCAGAAAUGUUCAGAUCUAUGUAUGUGUGUUUUAAUGUCACACACAUUUAUUUCCUCUCUCACGCACACAAACAUACGUUGUGUGUGGCUUUAAUUCACUUAUGUUAUAUUGUUUUAUUAAUCUCAAUAAAAAAAUUAAACCCA
Messenger RNA from Paramisgurnus dabryanus, 1467 nucleotides. It is a transcript of the gene nbl1, whose product is annotated as NBL1, DAN family BMP antagonist. Gene Ontology annotation, molecular function: receptor ligand activity; BMP binding. Gene Ontology annotation, biological process: animal organ morphogenesis. The record is from RefSeq and is a predicted model, not a curated record. NCBI's taxonomy places the organism in Eukaryota, Metazoa, Chordata, Actinopteri, Cypriniformes, Cobitidae.